AGGGGCGGGGCGCUGGGAGUGCUCCCGCCCCGGCACCCUCUUCGUUCCGGCCAGGGCAGGGUCUGCGUGUUUCUCUGGGUUAAGGAACGGGCUGAGCUUCCUGAGUUCGCGCGUUUUGACUCCUGCCUUGGAACUCCAGGAAGAAGUUUGGAGGGCGCUUCCCUCGGAACCCCGGGGACGGUCAGCUCUGUUAGCGCUGCCUCGGUGCAGGGGCCGGGGGCGGCGGCGUCAUCUCUCCCGGGUCUGGCCGGGACUGUGUAACUCGCAAGGCCCGCGCAGCUCUUGUAGAGAAAACCCCCAACGACUGAUGGCUGCAGCGCGCUCAAAGGCCAGGGAAGGGACRUAGCCAGAGAUAGCGAAGCUGGCCCGGAUUCAGACCGAUAGUGUAGUUAUGAUGCUCCGUGAGCUAUACCCUGACCUCCACUUUGAGAUUGUGGCCAUGUCAACAACUGGGGACAAGAUCUUGGAUACAGCACUUUCCAAGAUUGGAGAGAAGAGCCUCUUCACCAAAGAAUUGGAAAAUGCACUUGAAAGAAAUGAAGUUGACCUUGUGGUUCACUCCUUGAAGGACCUGCCAACUUCUCUUCCUCCUGGUUUUACCAUUGGUGCUGUCUGCAAAAGGGAAAACCCACUUGAUGCUGUUGUCUUUCAUCCCAAAAACUGUGGAAAAUCACUGAGCCUCCUUCCUGAAAACAGUGUGAUUGGAACCAGUUCGCUUCGGAGGGCGGCUCAGCUCAAGAAGAAGUUCCCUCAUUUAGAAUUCAGAGAUAUUAGAGGAAACUUAAAUACCCGUUUAAAGAAGCUAGAUGAGAAGGAAGACUUCAGUGCCAUCAUCCUGGCUGCUGCUGGGCUGAAGAGAAUGGGCUGGGAAAAUCGCAUCGGCCAGCUUCUAGGCCCUGAAGAUUGUCUGUAUGCUGUUGGACAGGGUGCCUUAGCAGUGGAAGUUCGUGCCAAAGACCAAGAGAUACUGAAUAUGGUAUCUGCCUUGCAUGAUGCAGACACUGUGUUGUGCUGCAUUGCGGAGAGAGCCUUUAUGAAGCGUUUGGAGGGUGGAUGCAGUGUCCCUGUUGCUGUUAGCACCCUGCUGAAGGAUGGCCAGUUGUAUUUGACAGGAGCAGUCUACAGCUUGGAUGGAUCAGACAGCCUGAAGGAGACCAUGCAGACCAGUGUUAGUUAUCCCCAUCAGAAUGAAGAUGGACCGAAUGACGACGUACAGCAUGUUGGCAUCACGGCCAAGAAUGUUCCUGGUCCGGCUCAGGAAGCUGCAGAGAACCUGGGUGUUGAAGUAGCUAGUUUACUUCUGAGCAAGGGAGCAAAGCAGAUCCUUAGCGUGGCAAGGCAGCUCAAUGAUGCUCGCUGAAGCUGGGGUGUGGCCAGCAGGAGUGCUACAACUCCAGCUACAAGUCUCUGCAGCUACGUCAUGAUCCUCUGGAGGGAUUUAUUUCAACAUUCACACCAGUCUUACCUGAUGUUUGGGUGCAAAAAAACCUGAAAUAUUAAGUUAACUAGCUUGAGUAGUUUCUGCUCUUCAGAAUUUUCAUCCCUGUCUACAUUUCUCUAAAUUGUUAAAUGUUUCUUUGAAGUAUUUUCAACAAUUUUUGUAGGUCGGAAGCCAAAAGCAAAAAUUAAAAAUGAAAUAGUGGUCUUUAAGUGUUUAAUUCCAUUUAGGAGCAAAGUGCUCAUUAUAAUUGGAGACUCAACUGUGCUGAGUCUGUUCAAGAGUCGUUAUUUGGGCUUUUUCGCUCACUGGAUCCCUGAAGGCUCCUAUUAGAUUCCUGAUACCAUGUUCCUUCUAGUAAAGUAUCAGAGAUGCUACAUUCACCCUUGGUCUUAGUUAAGGUGGGUUAAGUUUGUGGUUAUCAGGUAGAUGCAGACUUGUAAAUUGGCCACUAUUAAAUUAGGGAGUGGACAGCCUUUUUGGUUUCCCUUUGUAUGUGCAUAAAGGUCAUGAAAGCCUUCAGAAACCCAAACUUCAGUUUCUGUGGCUCCCUCCACUUGCUACUAGGUCACCAUCCUCUCAGCAGGGUCCAUGUUACAGUGCCUUGUAGAAAUACUGAAACAGGGUAUUGGGGUACUGUUUUGUAAAUGAAGCAAUUUUCUAGGCCACCUCCACUAAAUGUAACAGAAGUAAAUGACAGUUCCUUAUGGAGCAGCUUUCGUGUUCAGUGUUUGACUUGCCUUGGGCUGGUUUCUGCCCCCAGCCACAGAGCCCCAUGGCCUGCCAUGCCCUCGUGUCCCCUUCCCACCUCCCUGCUCUUGCGG
This is a messenger RNA of Malurus melanocephalus (red-backed fairy wren), 2262 nucleotides long. RefSeq names its product hydroxymethylbilane synthase (gene HMBS). NCBI's taxonomy places the organism in Eukaryota, Metazoa, Chordata, Aves, Passeriformes, Maluridae. The transcript has 13 exons. Gene Ontology annotation, cellular component: cytoplasm. Gene Ontology annotation, molecular function: hydroxymethylbilane synthase activity. The record is from RefSeq and is a predicted model, not a curated record. Gene Ontology annotation, biological process: heme biosynthetic process. Bases 392 to 1360 code for a protein of 322 amino acids.